This is a messenger RNA of Rhipicephalus microplus (southern cattle tick), 6778 nucleotides long. RefSeq lists its product as uncharacterized. Lineage: Eukaryota; Metazoa; Arthropoda; Arachnida; Ixodida; Ixodidae. Gene Ontology annotation, molecular function: protein binding. The record is from RefSeq and is a predicted model, not a curated record.
CAAGUGCGCCGAGGGUGCGUGUUAGCUUUCGACGACGUCGGCAGGAGACAAGUUCUCUUUCCGCGGCGCCGAUUAUCUCCCGACGCCGAGCGAAAGAGGGCCGGCGGCGUUACGCCUCCGAUCGCCCUUUCUCUCCGUCCUGUGCGUUCUGCGUAUUACUUCUAUAAUGUCGAGGUGCGCGGAGCGUUCAGAAGGCUCGCAGCGGAAAGACGAUUGCCAACCUGCCGGGGCGGUGGGUGCACAGUAACUUCGCCGGCUUAACGUGCGUACGCUUAGCCACUGUUCUACAUUCGUUCGCGCUGCGCGCGAACGAAUGUAGUUCGCCGUUGUCUUGCACUCCGUCUCUGGUGCACCUGUGGGUUUCGACACUUCAGAAAAAAAAAGUAGUGCGGAGUUGAAGAGAAUCGCCGGCUGCGGCGCGCGCCUUGCAUUCUGCCAGUGGAUGCGUCGACGACUUCGGAUCUGGAAGCCUCGCACCGGUGGGUUUCAUUGGUCGGUCUUCACCGGCAUCCUUGCGGACGACUAUCGGAGUGAAUCAAACGCCGUGGGAGUGAAAGAGAGAGCAAAACAAAAAGCCAUGACCGAGGAUUACUACGACGAGGAAAGCCGCUACUACUGUGACGGUGGUGUUUGUUUUGCGUGUUCCGUGUGAGUGAUGAUGACGUUGGUGCCGCCGACGUUCUGCGGUCAUUGCGCUGCGCGAUGUGACGGCGGCCGGCGGCGGAAGACGCGGCAGCGUUCCGCGAUCCCUGCCGCCGUGCCGAUGGUGCUACUGCUUCUCCUGUUCGGGCGGGCUGCGCCGGAGCUCGUGCAAGUGACGAAAGACGUCAGCUCGCCGACUUCCCUGCCGCCGUGCGACGUGGCCGGAGUCGCUUCGAGGGACGUGACGCUGCUGAACGGGUCUGAAUUCGAGAUGACGUGCACUCUCACCAGGUGGACCCCUGGUCGGACAUACGAGAUGGGUAUCCUGCGUUCGCGCGACCACCCGGUCCAGAAGUCAGAGACGCGGCUCAACAACGCCACCAGCGUCACCUGGAGGAGACCACACGUGAGCGACGCGGAUGCUGGCACCUACUACUGCCUCGUCCGCGGAGCCGCCUGCGAAUCGGUGUACAGCGCCACUGGCCUCGUUGUCGGCUAUUUUCCGCAGAUGCCUGCCAAACCGUCGUGUUCGGGAGAAAAGUUUGAGACAUUCCAGUGUGACUGGGAGACACCGGACAACCGAAUCGAGACUCGGUACACAGUCAGUCUGCUAGUUGGGCCAAGAACUGCCUUCAGCCGUAUCGAGUGCAAGAAUUCCGUGAGUAUCAAGCCGCGAAAGCUGACUUGCCAGCUGAAGACUUCGGGAAGGCUCAUCUACAGGAUCGAAGAGGAGGUCCUCCGUUUCGAAAUGAUUGGAAGCAACAUGUUCGGUGCCAAAAAAUGGGAAUACGUCGUGGACCACUUUGCCAACGUUGUGCUCGAACCUCCGAAAGUGGUGUACUGCAACGCCAUGGCGUUCAAUGCCAGCGUAAACUGGACGGGAUUGCCUCCCAUAUCGACUUUUCCGGAUGUGGUCUACGAAGUGCGCGUGAAGCACGACAACGGCGAAGACAUCACGAUAUCGGUCCCAAACAGGCAAGUCACCUCCGUGGAGAAGCUCAUACCGAACACCCGCUAUGACAUUUCCGUGAGGGUCAAGUUCGCCAAGGCCAAGGACCAAGUGUGGAGUCCCUUCGGCCAGAGUCGCUACUGCAAGACAAGCAAAACACGACCAACAGUGCUGCCCAAGGUUGCGGAAAACAGCUUCAUCAUCCAGGACCUCGACGACCGCCGGAAAGUACGGCUCUAUUAUCAGCGAGUGCCGAAAUUCCUGUGGAACGGCGACCACAUGAGCUACGUGCUGCACUGGUGCAGCAGCAGUGGAGAGUGCGGCACGCACAGGGUGUCCGGCGAGCGCUCCUACGCGGACCUGUUCAACCUGAGCAGAGUGGAGAGCUACACUUUUCACCUGUACUCCGAGAACGAGCUGGGCCGCUCGAACAGGAGCGUCCGCGUGCUCGUGCCCAGCGCCGACCUGGUUCUGCCGCCGGUGCAACACGCCUACAUGAGCGAGAACCGAGACUCGCAACAGCCUCGCUUCUCGCUCGCCAAGUGGGAAGAGAGGAGCCUGGUGCACCACUACACGUUGUUCUGGUGCCGCCAGGACAGGAAGGACGCGGAGUCCUGCGACGGAGACGUGUCCUGGGCGUCCGUCAAGUCAACGGGCGACGCCCUGACGGCGGUGGGCUGCGCGAUGGCGGGACUAUGUCGCUACGGCGUCGCCACGCGCUCGGCGCAGUCCGUGUCUUCCAUGGUGUGGAUCGAGUGCAUCGUCCCGCGUAGCAAAGAGUACCAGAGCCUAUUCCAAGGAGAAGACGCCGUGCACUACGACGAAGUCACGGACACAACGGUGCAGCUUGCCUUCCUCACCAAGUGUUCCGGCCUUGUUGCCAGCCGCGUCGUGCGUGUGUGUGCCGUCCAGGAAAAGGAGGAGCCUCAGCGCAACGAGACGUCGUUGGAAGCGGUGGCUGCUACGAACGCGUACAAUGCAACAGACGCUGAUUCAACUGAGUGUUUCGAGGAGCUCGCGGGCCCCGAAAAGACGGUGCGCCUUUCUAAUCUCAAGCCAGCCACCACGUACCAAGCCGACGUAAAGACAACGCUCGAAGACGGAACAACAGUUAACCAUCGCCUCCUUAUCUUCAAGACUCAAGCCAAAUCAUCAAUCUUCAUCGCAACUUCGUUCAUCGUGUUGUACGUGGUUCUGAUCAUCGUCGCCGUGGCAGUCGUCUUCUCCUGGAAACGCAUAUCGGAGUAUAUAUCAAUCUACAAGAACACCCCCAUCAAGGUACUCAUCCCUGCAGACUUCACAAAGGAACCCAUCAAGAAAAGCGAAAGCAUACGCUCCAACCUGCGAGAGUAUGUGUUGGGAAGAAAAGAUUGUCCCUACGGAUUGCCACAGAUCGUACCAAGGGAAGCCCAAGAAGUUGAAGAUAGCCUGCAUUGUCCGGAACUUGACCUUCUUAUCGGCGAAGGGUGCUCCAGCGAUCCAAACGAACUCGACGCUGCUGAGACAAGCCCUGCGGCUGAUAAAAGUUUUUCUGCCAACCAGCCGGCGGCUGGUUAUUCUGUCCUGUCCACUAUACUGGACGAUACACCAGUGCCUGGCCCAAACUCAGCGUACUCGAAGCUUUCUAGCUUGCGCGAAGCGCCGGAAGGCAUGCCAAAGCCUUCCCUACUGAAUGACUACUCCAGGCUGUCUUCGAUGUUCCUGAGCGCGCACGCGCCCUCAGGCACCGAGAAAAACGCGUAUAGCAAAUUCGCAGCCUUUCUCGAGAAACAAAGCACAGGCGACGAUAAAUUACCAGAGACCCUGAAGACACCCGAUUGCUCCAUGCCCAUGGAAAUGGGAAGCACGGAUAAGGCAUCGCCUUACGUCCAGGUUGGCGAGAACGGCGCCAAGAAGGUUGCUGAGGCCGAAAUACCCAUGCAGCCUUACGCCAAACUGGGGUGCACGUCUUCAUUGCCGCCCGACACUGGCUCGUCUAGUCGGGAGCCCCUUCAGAAACCGGAAAACGGGCUUACUGGGUACACCCCGUUUCCGUCGUUGCUCUCUAUGGGCAAGCUGUCUGAAGGCCAACCGAAGACGUCCGCGAAACCGGAGCAGCCCGAGAAUCCAUGCCUUGAAGACAGUGCAGCUGGGCAGAGUGAUCUCAGCCAGCCUUACGCUCAAGCCAGCUUCAACGCGUCUCCGCGUGGUGUCGCGCUUUCUGAAGGUCGAGACUGCGCGGGUCCCUAUACUAUUCUGAACAUGGACGCGUCUCUCGGAGAAGCGAUGGACACUCUGCCGGGAGUUCACCGCGUGCCACCCUACGUGAAGGCCUCGCGAGAACCAUCGAGCGCUUCACUCGGCUGCGAGUCGUCGCAAGCGAAGAACGACGAGCCUGCACCCGCCUACAGCAAGGUCGGCGCCCCAACGGCGCCGCUACCGCAGGACUGUCCAGACUCUAGCACGAAGCAGGACUCGGCAACCUGCCAUAGGUGUCCAGCGGUCGAAGCGCAAUCGCCUGUUCCCGAGAGCUCUUGCGACUUCACCGUGCUGGCGCCGCUUGCCCACGCUAAGCCUGGGAGCAGCAGUGUGUUUGGUGAUCGAGACGAACUUGGCGAUGAGUGGGGACCGUGCGUGGAAGAGGGCACCGACCUCUUUAGUGUCGAGUAUUCGGUACGGGCCUCCAAAGAAUCCAUGAGCGCAAAACCUACACUACGCGGUGGAGGUUACACCUCUUGGGAAGCCCUGGCAAAACAGAGAGACCGCGAUGGGGACGCACGAGUGCACGCCGUAAAGAACGCCUGAUUGGUGUUACGCCUCAGCUCAGGGUGUUUUCAACGCGUGGCCCAGUCUGUAAAUUGCAGUCUUCAUCCCACAUUUGUUUUUAUUCUUUCAAUGAGUUCAUGAGCUGCGCAGACAUGACCGAUCUCAUCCAUCUUAAUUUUCACGAGGCACGUCAUUCGGUCACCGUGUGUUUAAACAUAACCGUGGAACAAAACCCGUGAUUCUCAAUCUGCAUUCAAAUUUCAGCUGUAGAUCAGUAGCAUACGUUUCUGAAAACCUGAAAUGACCCAUAUGCUAGACAUCGGAAAAAUGUUCCCUCACGAUCCCGACCCAUUGGAAAACUCAAUUUCGCAAUUGCGGCUCGCUAGGCGAGUUGAGUGCCAGACUCCCACUUUAGCAGAAAGGUUAUGCCACUGAUACACACCGAGGAAUGGUACGGUUUGUACAGGAAAAGCCUUCCGGAGGCGAAUUCCCUUAGCAGCUGUACACGCAGGCUAUUAUGAGUGUGCUUGAUUGUACCACUGCGACGAAAUGCGCAUUACAGCAUGAGUCAAGUUCGUGCUAAGAUUUCUCAGGGCAAUGGUGAUGCUUCGGCCACUCAGCCACACUGUAAAGCUACAAUAAGGCUGUUUCGGUUUCGCGGAACACCCUCAUCGUAUGGUGUUAGUUAUAGACACGCAAAACACACUUAAGUGCACACACUGUUUACAGUGCAUCCUGGUUGUAAAGGGCUUUUUGUGCUUCGGGAGAACAGAGAUCUAAGAAAAGGCGGCAAAGUUUACUAUAGGUGCAUGUCCGGUGUGUUGUCCUAUACCAGGGGAAACUGAUAGAGUUAAAGCCAGAGAAGGGUACAGAUUGGGUAUAGAGAAUGGUGGUGGAUACCUUUUUAUUGCUUUGUUUGCUCCUGGAACGAUUUUUUCGCAGUGUUCUCAAAGAAAGUGAGUGGCAGGAGUGCAUUUAUUUUGAAACAUUUGAAUGCACGGUCAACGUCUAUGACAUUUUAUCGCCAAAUCUUCAGCGCAUAGCAUUGCUUCAAAUUUUUAGACCUUUUAUAUCUUUAAAAAAUUUUUUUAAGCUUUGGUUCAGACCUUCCUCAUAGACACACUUAUAACGGGUACAUUUUUCUAUGGUUGUUUGAGCUCUACACGGUCAACUUGUGGGGCGGUACUCAUGCUGAUCAUACUUAUACUAAACGAGGCUAAUGAUUACACUCAGGUGAAAAAUUUUAUGCAGGGAUUUUUUUUUCUUAUAACAAGUGAGCAGCAUGCACGUCACUCAUAUCCGCAAACGCUAAAGAGUAAUUCACAUUUGUGGCUAGAAUUGGUGGGUAUACCAACUUGGUCGCAAGGCGACUCACCUCACAUGGCCGCUUUCAUCCAAAAAGGGCCCAGUCACUCGCUGCUCAUUUUUGUUAGUCGCGCGAUUGCAGUCGCACACAAAUCAACUAAUCAUAUGCGCAGGACGAGGACAUAAGCCUACAUUACAAGGCACUGGCAGUGCGGGCAGAAAAGAAGUCUGCGUGGCAACGGGUAUAGGCCGUCCCAGGUGGCCUAAAUGUCGUCUUGAGUCUGCGGUUUGUUCGCCUGUCGCCAAAGGCGCACCCAGAAUUCUUUAGGGGGCGGGGGUCAAUUGCAGUGCAGCGUUCUCAUACCACUUCGUCGAAUACGAAAGAACACAGGCUUCUCUAUGAAUGUUAGAAUGGAAAUGAAGCGACGACAUUCCUUGCAAAGCCUCCACCUGCCUUUGGCCUCCUGCUUUUCGGCAGUGCGACACAGGGGAAUAUAUGGUGCUAUUAUCGUCAAAGUCCUUCUUCGCCAUGUCUCUACACACUAUACAAUUACAGAAUAAAUCCGCCUGACGCCAUUCGCAGAAACAUCCCCACCCCCUGAGCCCAACGUAUGCACGCCUGAAUCAUUCUCAAGUCAUAAGCGGGAAAACUAUCUAAAGAAAUCCCCGUUUUCUCCAUUCCGUCCGCGUGUCUAUUCCGCAGUGAUGGGGAUCGCGAUUGCAUGGCAGUUAUUUCAAGCUACGAAGUGCCUGAAAAAUAAGUACCUGCUCUGCCGCACAACUGUGCCAAGAAAAGAAUAGCGUGACACAGAAGAGAAAGGAAUACUCCGGCUUAAAGUGUUUAAGUACUUACGCAUACAUUUACAUUUAAAAAAAUCAUUAAGCACUACUGCCACAUCAAGUGUUAAAUGACCAUCUUGAUGUUCCUUAAUAACGAUCUAGUCGUUUUACACGCGUCUUUCACAGGACCGAAAAUCGAGCUCGCUGGUCAACGACAUGAACCAAGAGCACAACAGUGUCUCCUUGGUAUGACACCGUCCAUUGAUAUUCCUAGGCAGAACACGCCGUAAUAUGAAUGUUUUUUUUUUUCGUGUAAACUGUAAAUACAACAAUAAAGUUUUUCUGACGUUUUGAGAA